GUCACAUCUAUAUAUCAUCACCUUCUCUCACCUUCCUUACCUUCUUUCCCUCAAGCUAACGACAUAACGGAACUGGCUGCUGCAUUCACUUUCACCUCUCUACCAAGGACCACUUGUUUCUCUCUUUGCUUUUUUCAUUUCAUGACACAUCCUUCUCUUCCAUAUCAAUCAAUCCCCACCUUCUAUUCUUCUUCUUCUUCUUGUUCUUCUUCUCAUGGCUUGUUUAAACGAUCAGAGCUGGGCUCCUUCUCUUCCUGAAAUGGUAUUCGUACGCUUAUCUUUCAAAGAGGAUAUAGAAAAUGGAGAACCAGAUACCAAUUCUACACCUUUCCCAUUUGAGAAGGUCUUUCCCGUUUAUGCAAUGGGGUUUUCCAAGCCCGACUCCGACCCUGUUGUAUUGGCUUCUGCCGAAUCGGCUGACCCGAUUUGGGACGCUGUGAGAGAAGAGGCCAAGUUGGAGGCAGAAAAAGAACCAAUUCUAAGUAGCUUCUUGUACGCCAGUAUCUUGUCCCACGAUUGCUUAGAGCAAGCAUUGGCAUUUGUUCUUGCAAAUCGGCUUCAAAAUCCUACUCUCUUGGCAACUCAAUUAUUAGAUACAAUUUCUUAUGUAAUGAUGCAUGAUAGAGGUAUUCAGCAUUCAAUUCGAUUAGAUGUGCAGGCAUUCAAAGAUCGGGAUCCUGCUUGUUUAUCAUAUUGUUCAGCUUUACUGUAUCUUAAGGGUUACCAUUCUCUGCAAUCCUAUCGAGUAGCACAUGUUUUGUGGAACCAAGGGCGAAAAGUAUUGGCCUUGGCAUUACAGAGUCGAAUUAGUGAGGUUUUUGGAGUUGACAUACAUCCAGCUGCCAAAAUUGGAGAGGGCAUAUUAUUGGAUCAUGGGACUGGUGUGGUUAUUGGUGAAACUGCUGUUGUAGGAAACAGGGUAUCGAUGAUGCAUGGUGUUACUUUAGGAGGGACUGGCAAAGAAGUAGGUAAUCGCCAUCCAAAAGUAGGUGAUGGUGCACUUAUUGGAGCAUGUUCAACAAUACUUGGGAAUAUAAAAAUAGGUGAAGGGGCUAUGAUAGCUGCUGGUUCUCUUGUAUUAAAGAAUGUUGAUCCACACAGCAUGGUGGCAGGAACACCUGCAAAGGUCAUAGGGUAUGUAGAUGAGAAAGAUCCAUCCCUCACAAUGAAGCAUGAUGCUUCAAAAGAAAUCUUUGAACAUCUAGCUAUUACUUUUAGAGAGAGAAAUUCCUGUGCGGCUCUGGAUCAGGGGAAAAAUGAUGAAGAGACUUAAGAGACCUCUGGCAGUGCAAGUUCUCUAGUGGGGAUGUUAUUUUACAAAAUAACUGAAGAUAAAUUCAUGAUAGUUGUAAUGGGUGAUCUCUUGUAGUAGCAGUAGUGAAAUAUAAGCUGAGAUGUUGGGGCUCAAAUUUUUGCCCACUGUUCAGGAUGAAGAACCUGGGUUUUGUGUCCUGUUUCCGUUGACUCGGGAGUGAGCAGAUUUCUGUUUAAACCGAAAAACCGAACUGAGUCAAUUCAGUUUAAUCGGUUCAGUUUUAAAAUUCAAUCGGGUCGGUUCGGUUUAUAAAUUUGAUAAUUUUGAUUAA
Messenger RNA from Hevea brasiliensis (rubber tree), 1586 nucleotides. RefSeq names its product serine acetyltransferase 4. The transcript has 10 exons. NCBI's taxonomy places the organism in Eukaryota, Viridiplantae, Streptophyta, Magnoliopsida, Malpighiales, Euphorbiaceae. Gene Ontology annotation, molecular function: L-serine O-acetyltransferase activity. Bases 215 to 1273 code for a protein of 352 amino acids. The record is from RefSeq and is a predicted model, not a curated record. Gene Ontology annotation, cellular component: cytosol; cytoplasm.